CGAGCGGGAAGGAGGCGUCGGUCGAAUUUCUGCUUGCCAGCCGGCGAGACUUCAAGAGUGGCCCUUCCUGAGCUUGCAGCCCCACAGAGCGCGGCCUCCGCUGCAGUCGGCACCCCUGCCCCCGGGGGACCAUGGGCCGGAUCUCGGGGCUCGUGCCCUCUCGCUUCCUGACGCUCCUGGCGCAUCUGGUGGUCGUCAUCACCUUGUUCUGGUCCCGGGACAGCAACAUCCAGGCCUGCCUGCCUCUCACGUUCACCCAGGAGGAGUAUGAGAAGCAGGACAUUCAGCUGGUGGUAGCGCUCUCCGUCACCCUGGGCCUCUUUGCUGUGGAGCUGGCGGGUUUCUUCUCUGGAGUUUCCAUGUUCAACAGCACCCAGAGCCUCAUCUCCAUUGGGGCUCACUGUACGGCAUCUGUAACCCUGUCCUUUUUCAUAUUCGAGCGUUGGGAGUGCACCACGUACUGGUACAUUUUUGUCUUCUGCAGUGCCCUCCCAGCUAUCACCGAAAUGGCAUUAUUCGUCAGCGUCUUUGGGCUGAAAAAGAAACCUUUCUGAUACCUUCAUGAUGGGAGCAUAGGAUUGAAGAUUGGAGGAUCAAGGGACCACUCACCAUUUCCGGAACAAGAGGAUGUCAGUGUUCCUGUUAGGGUAAUUAUCACGCGAGUCUGGGAUGAUCAGCGUUUUAUUUAGUGCUUUGUGAUAAAAUAUAUUUUAGAGUAAGAUCAAGACUUGGGAAACGUUUAGGGGAGAAUUGGGGUGGACAAACUACUAAAGAAACGGAAGGCUGUUUUCCAGCCUUGCAGACUGUAAGAUCCUAGGUUUCGCUUUUAUUUUGGUCAUUACGGUAGCGUCUGGCGGAAGGAAGUAGGCGGGGAUAUGUAAAUAACAAGUGCUGUCUGCCGUUAGGGUGCCAAGCUCGUGAGUGGGGCAUUCUGGGAGGGAUUAGUUUAUCUUUUUUUUGGCAGCCAAAUGGGGGGGGAAAUGUUUUUUAAUAUCUACAUACAUGUAGCAAUAGAAUGGAAGACCCUCGAUAACUUCAGGUGCUGGGGCUAGCGCGUUAUUUACUCACCCUAGACGAAAGCGGCAUCCUUGGCCUUGAGUAAGGAAUACGCAGAGUUUUGCGUUUAUCGUCAGGUGGGAUAAUCCUUACCUGUUCCUCCUGCGGGAGGGCAGAUCGGAACAUGAUGAUUGGAGUUCGGAUGAUGCGUGAUUAGCGUCUCUGUGUGGCUGGGACUUGCAACACCCCGGUCGCUCCUGUCUGAUUCUGUCUGACGAUCUGG
Molecule: messenger RNA, 1279 nt
Organism: Leptonychotes weddellii (Weddell seal)
Lineage: Eukaryota; Metazoa; Chordata; Mammalia; Carnivora; Phocidae
Gene: TMEM107
Product: transmembrane protein 107
Biological process (GO): protein localization to ciliary transition zone; non-motile cilium assembly
Cellular component (GO): MKS complex
Source: RefSeq, a predicted model, not a curated record